Microdochium trichocladiopsis is the source of this 2178-nucleotide messenger RNA. Its product is annotated as Metallo-dependent phosphatase-like protein. Gene Ontology annotation, biological process: mitotic G2 DNA damage checkpoint signaling; mitochondrial double-strand break repair via homologous recombination; mitotic intra-S DNA damage checkpoint signaling. The coding region runs from base 1 to 2178 and encodes 725 amino acids. Gene Ontology annotation, molecular function: manganese ion binding; DNA endonuclease activity; 3'-5'-DNA exonuclease activity. The record is from RefSeq and is a predicted model, not a curated record. The transcript has 4 exons. Gene Ontology annotation, cellular component: nucleus; Mre11 complex. Lineage: Eukaryota; Fungi; Ascomycota; Sordariomycetes; Xylariales; Microdochiaceae.
AUGUCCGCUUCUCAGUUCACGGAGGCGGACACGAUCCGUAUCCUGAUUGCCACAGACAACCAUGUCGGGUAUGAGGAGCGGGACCCUAUACGAACAGAUGACAGCUGGAGGACAUUCGACGAGAUUAUGAACAUCGCCCGGACUGAAGAUGUAGACAUGGUUCUCUUAGCUGGCGAUCUCUUUCAUGACAACAAGCCGUCACGAAAGUCCAUGUAUCAGGUCAUGCGGUCACUGCGCAAGAACUGCCUGGGCAUGAAACCUUGUGAGCUGCAGUUCAUGAGCGACGCGAGUGACGUUUUUGAUAGCGCCUUCAGCCAUGUCAACUAUGAAGACCCGGACAUCAACAUUUCCAUCCCCGUCUUUUCAAUACACGGUAACCAUGACGAUCCAAGCGGUGAGGGCAACUAUUGCUCACUCGACCUUCUCCAAGUUGCUGGUCUUGUCAACUACUUUGGCCGUGUGCCGGAAGCGGAUAACAUCGAGGUCAAACCGGUGCUGCUCCAAAAGGGAGGCACGAAACUGGCCCUGUUUGGGCUGAGCAACGUUCGCGAUGAGCGCAUGUUCCGAACAUUCCGAGAUCACAGGGUCAAGUGGUUUCGACCAAAUGUGCAGUCAUCUGACUGGUUCAAUCUGUUGGCUGUCCACCAGAACCACCACGCACACACAGCAACUGGCUAUCUUCCCGAAAACAUGCUGCCAGAGUGGAUGGAUCUGGUUGUCUGGGGCCACGAGCACGAAUGCUUGAUUGAUCCUGUCCACAACCCGGAGACGGGUUUCCACGUCAUGCAGCCUGGCUCGUCAGUAGCGACCUCACUAGUUCCCGGUGAAGCUGUCGCAAAACACGUGGCAAUCAUGAGUAUUGUCGGCAAGGACUUUACAAUAGAAAAGCACAGACUCAAGAGCGUUCGGCCGUUUGUUACGCGCGAAAUCAUCCUGCACAGUGACAAGCGGUUCAAGGGAUUGGAAAAACGCAAGGACAACCGUGGGGAGUUGACGCGGAAGUUGAUGGAAGUCGUGGAGGAGAUGAUUGAGGAAGCUAACACAGAGUGGAACUCGAUACAGGAAGAGGAGAUAGACCCUCGUGAAAGACCUCUGCCGCUUGUGAGGUUGAAAGUCGAAUACACUGCGCCUGAUGGCGGCCAAUUUGACAUUGAGAACCCACAGCGGUUCUCGAAUCGCUUCAGCAACAAAGUCGCCAACACCAAUGAUGUGGUCUAUUUCUAUCGCAAGAAGAAGGUCGCAAAGAACGAGAAAGCUGCCGAUGUCGCCGAGGAGAUUCUGGCCAACUUGGACCCGGAUGAGAUCCAAGUGAGCUCCUUAGUCGAAGAGUUUCUUGCUGCACAGUCAUUGAAGAUCCUGCCCCAAGCACCCUUCGGAGAUGCUGUGACGCAAUUCGUGACAAAGGACGACAAACAUGCUAUGGAGCACUUUGUCAGCGAGUCCUUGUCUGGACAAGUCCGGCAAAUGCUGUCAUUGGAGGACGAUGAGGAAGAUCUCGAGAAUGCCAUGACUCUGUUCAAGCAGAAACUUGAGCAGCAGUUCAAGCUCGGCGGCAUAAAGCAGAGCAAGAUGCGCAGAUACAAACCUCAGCCGGAUGGCUGGGACUCGGACCUUGACGGUCAUUGGCAAGACCAACCAGAAGCGAUAGACACGGGUGGCCCAGCACCCACCGUUAGCACGAAGGCGGCUACUACUGCCUCCAGAACCACAACCCGCGGACGGAAGACCACGCAGGUCGUCGAUGACGACGAUGAGGACAUGGACGAUGCUGAGUCUGUUGCGCCAGCACCCAAAACGCGUACUAGAGCGCCAGCCGCCAAAAAAGCUGCACCAAAACCCAAAGCUCCGGCAAAGAAACCUGCGGCUAAAGGACGGGGCAAGAAAGCGCAAGUUUUCGAGCAAAGCGACGACGAAGACGAGGACGACGUUUUCAUGGAUGACGAUGAUCAUGACCCGCCUGUGCCGGCCCCCAAACGGACGACAGCGACCAGAACCACAACGACGCGCUCACAGCCCACACGUGCAGCUGCAACAGCUACAGCCACGAAGACACGGCAGAGCAAGCUCAACUUCUCGUCGCAGAAGGCCACUCAACAAGAGCCCAUGGAGAUUAGCGAUGACGCUAUUUCCGACGACCCCUUCGAGUCCAUGCCAUCAACAAGGUCGCGUGGGCGUUGA